AUGAAAACGCUCGCGGAAAUCCAAAGGUUGAGGCUGGCGGAGGAAGCAAUAAAGUCCUUAGACCCUGAGCCGCUUACAAUCCGCGUUUUGGGGAAACGAACUGCCCGCAGCAGCCACUUGGCACGAACCACCAUAAGCACGAUACAAAUCCCGCGAUUACAAAAUGAAACAGCAUUCUCAAGAAGAUGGAGUCUAAGGCAUGCUCUCUGCUCUGAUACGUCUAUAAUGGCCCUCUACAACCCAGAAUCCGGAGAGAUAUUCUACCUGGAGCAAGUGGGUUCUAUAUACUCCUCCGAUGAAUAUGAAAAUGUAACAACGCUGGAAGAUAUUGAUCGUUUAGGGGAAGAAGGAACCGUCUGGCAUGCUGUGUAUUCGGCAUUUAUCUACACAAGAUCUUCAUGCCCCUUUGCCGCUAACGGCUACUGGUAUACGAAGUAUCCAAAUCAUCCUUAUAUUUUGAUGAUGGCUUGGAUAUACCAGAAGAUGGGGAUAGAGACUAUGCCUGUAGUUUUACACGAAGAUUUGGUGGAAGGGCGGUACUUAACGACUUGGGAUGCAGUCAAAGCUAAAGGAGUUACCCACUUGUUGAUUCAUGGAGAUGCUCACCAUAAUGCAUUGAAGAAACGGCUGAAAAACUUCCGAUUUAAUUCAAAGGCACUUGCCAUCCGCAUACAGAAGAAUGAUUAG
Orbilia oligospora ATCC 24927 is the source of this 687-nucleotide messenger RNA. RefSeq lists its product as uncharacterized. The coding region runs from base 1 to 687 and encodes 228 amino acids. The transcript is spliced from 2 exons. Lineage: Eukaryota; Fungi; Ascomycota; Orbiliomycetes; Orbiliales; Orbiliaceae. The record is from RefSeq and is a predicted model, not a curated record.